This is a messenger RNA of Dicrocoelium dendriticum, 869 nucleotides long. The record is from the annotation of a GenBank genome assembly. NCBI's taxonomy places the organism in Eukaryota, Metazoa, Platyhelminthes, Trematoda, Plagiorchiida, Dicrocoeliidae.
GUUCGUUGGAACUGCUUUAAAUCUUAGCGGUAUCGCUGCACAUGCAGUCGUUUACACUGCCGGACGUUUGGAACGAUGAUGAUGCUAUGUUUGACCUUAUGCAACCAAUCAGGCGGCCUAAAAACAUUGACCCGGAUGCAUACAACCAAAAAAUCUCGUUUUGGUCUUCGUUGCUUUCUGAAUACUGCAGGACCCAACGAGUCCUUGUUGUGAGCAUUCGUGCUUUGUCGUCUGUUUUCUCCCGGUAUUUCGCCGAAGAACAGAUUCAUAUGAGUCCUGCCUGUCUCAGUGAAGUUGUACGUGUUCUUCAGGAAUCAGGCGUUAUCAAGGCCUACACUGAUUUCAGUGUUGUUUCUAUACUUCGAAACGGUUUCCAAUUCAUCUUAGGAUUGCCAUUUUACCUAUUCUCGAAGAAAUACACCGAGUACACUGUUUUGAUUAAACCUACAUUGUAGAACUUUUGCGAAUUACCAGGUUUCCCGUCGAGACUAUGAUUCACUUUUCAUCAUUCAAGAGUUCGUGGAUAUUUUCUUGGACGACUUCUUUACUCAUUUCAAUGUUACGAAAAUGGAAAAAAGGAUAACAGCAAGCCUCCCCGCCUAUGAAUUAAGCGAAUUCGAGUCUUGCCUGACUGAAUUUUUCCCCCACGAAUUGACGCGAAGUUAUAUCAGGAAGCUUUGCGUGGAACACUAUCGUUGCGUGGAGGUUGUUCAAGUUGACAAUUUUGGAUUACCGUGUGCUUAUGAUGUGAGUCCACGGAUACUGACUUUGCUUUUUGCUCCAUAGUUGCUGCCUCCUUGCUUAUAGCAACGGCUUCUCGAUUUUAACCUAUACGCUCCUUUCCCACCUCACUUUUAUUAUUAUUUUUA